CUAGUAGAAACUAUCGAUACUUUCAUUCGGUUCAUCGUCCAGUUGUGUUUUGGUUUUCAGUUUGAUUCUUAGUUCGUUCGGUAGUGUGAAGAAGGUGUGCUUUUUAUAAUGGUUUGCUGCAAGUGCGUUUUGGUGUUAAUCAGUCUUAUUCACAUUCUGACUCACACGUCUGUGGAGGCAACAGUGGUUUACUACAUAAAACCGACACAGAAUAUUCUACCAUCGCCAAGACCUUACUUUGGUUAUGGAGUAAUCCCAAUCAGUCCUGUGACCCCACCGUCUCCAUUCAAAUACGUCGAUUAUCGUUGGCUAAACAUAAAAAAUACAGGAGUGUUAGCCGUUCCAGGAAUUCCGGACUCACCUUUGCCUUACCUCAAGUAUGCACAGCCAUUCUCACCGCUAUCCCAUUUGGGGCCCAUUCCUUACAGGUUUCCACACUUUAAUCCCUUGACCAUCCCUGUGCCGCUCCAUCAUACCAGUGCUUUGGCCAUCAUACCAGUCCCUUACGCUCGCAGACUGCAGUUCAUCAGACUUCGAAGAAAUUCUAGUGGUGUCCAGUCGAUUUUGGACACGGAUGACCUGGAAAAAGAUGAGAGCGUCGAGGUCAAUGGUAAAGUGAACGCCACCAGCAGCUCCUCGGCUGAGAAAGAAUGAAAAUUCAGUUUCUUAGAAAUGUUUUCCUGGAAACUGUCUUAUUAGUAGAACAUCGCCACUGAGUCUUAACAUGAAGUGUAUAAUGAGUAUAACAUGAAGAUGAGAUCAGUAUUGAACUGAUCAAAUGUUCACUUUUUGAGGACUUGCUAAGUUUUUUUGAUACUGUAGAGUAGAGUGAGAAAUGUCUCUUUUUUGAUUCCUGGGUUUGUAAAGUCCUGUAAAUAUUUUUAGAUAUUUUUUGGGGUCUAUGGAUCAAGAGAAAUUAUUUUUUCACAAGCACGAAGAUGCAACUGUAUUGUUUUGAAUUUU
Molecule: messenger RNA, 963 nt
Organism: Bemisia tabaci
Lineage: Eukaryota; Metazoa; Arthropoda; Insecta; Hemiptera; Aleyrodidae
Source: RefSeq, a predicted model, not a curated record